This is a messenger RNA of Phasianus colchicus (ring-necked pheasant), 561 nucleotides long. Lineage: Eukaryota; Metazoa; Chordata; Aves; Galliformes; Phasianidae. The record is from RefSeq and is a predicted model, not a curated record.
AUGGCGGCGGGGCCGGAGAGCGGCGGGGAGUGCGGGAUCUGCUAUGAGGCGUACCGGGGCGUCAGGGCGCCCCAGCGGCUGCCCUGCAGUCACUCCCUCUGCCAGAACUGCCUGCGCAAGCUGGUGUGCCGCGCUGCCUCCGUCGCCUUCGUCAGCUGCCCCUUCUGCAGGACGGUGACGCUGGUGCCCGAGAUGGCCCCGGGAGGCCGCGGGUUGACGCCGAUCCCGGGGACCCCGCACCGCACCCAGCUCACGGCCGGGGAGGAGGAGGAAGAGGAUGAAGGCAGCGGUGCCCAUCGGGCCUCAAGGCGCUCCGUGGCCUUGGAGGUGGCCUGCGCAGCCCACGCUCCCAUCUUUACGGUGAGCGGCAUGGUGGCCCCCUGCAGCCUCCGCCGUGGCCCCGAGGCACCGGGAGCCUUCGUGCUGGGGCUGCCAGGCAGGGGGCUGCUGCUGGACUCGCAGCCGCCCCUCACCUCCGUGGAGAACCUGCGCCUCGGCUUCGCCGCCGGCAUCCUCAUCCUCAUCGUCGCCACCUUCUUCCUGCUCGUCUUCCUCAAGUAG